Messenger RNA from Emericellopsis cladophorae, 657 nucleotides. RefSeq names its product putative glutathione s- protein. The record is from RefSeq and is a predicted model, not a curated record. The coding region runs from base 1 to 657 and encodes 218 amino acids. The transcript has 3 exons. NCBI's taxonomy places the organism in Eukaryota, Fungi, Ascomycota, Sordariomycetes, Hypocreales, Bionectriaceae.
AUGUCUGCUCCCCUGCCCAUCAAGCUCUACAUGCACAGCGGUGCCGUUGGCGGCCCCAACCCGUACAAGGUCCUCAUCGUACUGCAUCAUCUUGAUAUCCCCUUUACAAAGGUGGCCACCGACGAUUCCAAGGCGGAGUGGUACGUCAAGGACAUCAACCCCAACGGCCGCAUCCCGGCCAUCGAGGAUCCCAACACUGGUCUUACGUUGUGGGAGAGCGGUGCCAUUAUCGAAUACCUUGUCGACGAGUAUGACAAGGGGGGCAAGAUCAGCGUGAAGAACGGCAAGGGAGCCUGGGAGGCAAAGCAGUAUCUUCAUUUCCAGAUGUCCGGGCAGGGCCCCUACUUUGGCCAAGCCGUCUGGUUCUACAGGUUCGGCGACAACAUGCCCGACGGCAAGAAACGCUACCUAGAGCAGGUUGAGCGCGUGAUGAUGGUCCUCAACAACAUCCUCGAGGGCAAGGAAUAUCUCGUCGAUGACAGACUAACGUAUGCCGACCUCGCAUUUGUACCGUGGAACAUGGUGGUGCAAAAAUGGCCCCUCUUGUCGGACCCUCUCUGGAAGCCGUACCAGAUUGAGGAGAAGUAUCCCAACUUUGUGAAGUGGCAAAACAAGCUUUGUGCGUUGGAUGCUGUCAAGAGGUCCUACGAGCCAUGA